AUGGAUUCAGAGAAAUACCAAACCUCCAUCCAGAAUAAAGUUGAUUAUGGAACCAUUGUCAAAGAUGGUCAGCGAGUGUAUGUUUCCCCUGAACAACAAGCCGAGCAACACCGAGUCAACAUCCACCAGACCAAGAAUGCUCUGGUUGUCAAGAGAAAUCACAUCAGGUUGGUAGCCUACUUUUUGGUGGGUGUCGGAGUCUUCGGAUUUGUCAAACAGAUCUAUGACAUUGUUUUUGAUGAGCCUGAGAAAGUUGUCAUCGAAGGAGAGUCCUACCGCGAAGAAAUAGACAUUUCACAAGGCUUCUUGCUCGGAGAACGCUUGUUCACUGCACUCAGAGACUUGCUGUUUGUGUUCCAAGGUCGAUACUACUUAAUAAAGCUCAGACAAACCCAGAACUUGCAGCUGUCGCAGAAAAUGAUCAGCACGACUGUGAUCGUGGUUGUGAUCCACUUCAUGUUGAUAUCGCUGCAGUACUACUUCAGCUGAUUCUUGCUGCAAGACGUGAUAAGGACCUGGCAAGCCAGUCUGAGUCAAGACGUGUACCAUCAGAAGUCUAGGAGUGGAACAUUCUCGUAUACCAGGACCAAGAUCGGGUCUGGCUUCAUCAGCCAAGACAUGGAAAUUAUCGAAGAAGAAGUUGACAUUUCACUCAUCGCCAUCGGCAUGGUCUUCAUAUUCUUGUGAAUGCUAGGCUGAGUCACCUUUGCUUGCUUCGGAAUCAUGAAAUGCUUGAUAUCUUACAAAGAGCAGUUUGUCAAGCUUGAAGGACUGCACACCCCACCAGAGACCAUCGAGUUGCAAAAGACCAACUUAGAUGAGGAGGAAUGUGACGAGAGUACCAGGCUCAAAAUAGAAACAAAUUUGAAUAUGACAGAAGAAGUAUAGAUGCUAGUGCUAUUUCAAUUUAAAUGA
Molecule: messenger RNA, 915 nt
Organism: Moneuplotes crassus
Lineage: Eukaryota; Ciliophora; Spirotrichea; Euplotida; Euplotidae
Source: the annotation of a GenBank genome assembly